CUGCCAGCAGUCUCCCAGCUUUGCUUUGCACCAGGAGUUACAAUGAAUUUUGCAGCACAGUUUAUCUACUUCAAAGUCUUAAAAAACAGAAGUCCCAGGGACCGCUACAGGGAAGAUGAAGACUACGAUCCUUUCUGGCAAAGGUUGGAGAAUAUUGCUGUCUGACUUAGAGCUAGAGUGCUCCUUUAUGCCCCUCAGGGGUCAUGGUCAGCCCUCGGGGUGCCCCCAGGGCCAGGCCCACGGACAUGACAACCCCUGGAUCCCUCCUGCCUCCUUAUGGUGUCGUAGUUGGAGUUUUGCUUCGCCUCGUUGUUUAUUUAGUCGCUGUGCUGUAUAGGGAUGACAAUAAAAUAAAGAAACAAGACAUCCCAGCAGUUUGUGAUCUUCACUGCUGUAAGGAUGUCCCUGUAAGAAAUGGCCUUAUUGGGCAGAAGCCACCCUCUAUCAACCCCGAGAGACUGAAGGAUUUUGGUGAGGAGGAUUACCUGAACGGGGAUGUGAAGACCUGGGAAAUGAAGAUAGUGAGCCGAAAUGAGGAGUUACUUAGGGAUGCCCUUUCCUGCAUCCCUCAGCCAAGUAGUAGGACCAGCCUGGCAAGCUGUAACAGGCUGAUUCGAUUUGAAGACAUUAGUGCAGCAGCCUUCAAAAUCCAGUGUGGUGUUCAGAAAACCCCCUGCAUGUAUUCUAGGCUAUCCAAGCUGUAUGGAAUGGACAUCUACCUGAAGAAGGAGUUCCUGCAGUACACAGGGUCUGUGAAGGAACGAGGUGUGCUUUACCUUCUGAUGUCAUUGCCUCAGGAGCAGCAAAGAAAAGGGGUGAUCGUGGCUUCGGACAGUAACUUUUCCAUGGCUGUUGCUUACCACGCCUCAGAGCUCCGUGUUCCCGUGUUUGUCAUCCUGUCCACCAGCACGGCUCCGGCCAGGGUCAGGAUGUGCCGCGACUACGGUGCCAUGGUCAUCUCCUACGGCACCACUGCCAAGGAUUCCCAGGUGCACGCCCGCAGGCUGGCCCAGGAGAACGGCUACCUCUACCUGGAAGAGGAGGACAGUGCUGUGUACCUGUCAGGCCUGGGAACCGUGGGGCUGGAGAUGUACGAGCAGGUGCCAAAGCUGGACGCGGUGAUUUUCCCUGCAGGAGGCCACUGUGGCUUGCUGGCAGGGUCAGCUGCUGCACUCAAACACCUCAACCCACAUAUUUCUGUAAUUGGAGUUGAAUCUGAAAGUUUCCCAGUAUUGCAACAGUCCUUAAAAGCUGGCCACCCAAAUGAUGAUCAGGCCUGCAACAAUCAUCACUUCUAUGGAGAUGUGAGUGGAGUUUGCUUUGGCAGCAAUUCUUUGCAGCUGACUGGGAAGCUUGUGGAUAAAGUUGUUGCUGUGAGGGAGGAGGACAUCCUCAUUUCAAUGCUGAGACUGCUGGAGUACGAGCGAGCCACGGUUGAUGCAGAAGGGGCCAUUGGCCUUGCAGCACUGGUGGCAGGGAAGCUGCCUGAGUUGAAGGGUAAAAGAGUGGCAGUUGUUAUAUGUAGUGGAAACCUGGAAUUACAUUUGCUGCAACAGUGCAUAUCUCGUGCCCUGACCCUGGAUAACAGAGUGUGCAGAUUUUCCCUUGUGAUUUCUGACUGCCCAGGAGACAUGUCAAAGCUACUGGAGAUUUUGGCUCGGGAGGAAGCAAGAGUUUUGGAUAUCAAACAAGAACGCACGUUUGUGACAUCUGAGCUCUUCACUGUCAAGGUGAUCUGCACUGUGGAGACCAGAGACAAGAUCCACACAGCCCAGCUGAGGAACGCGCUCCUGGAACGCUACCCCACAGCGGCCUGGACUGAGCGGUGACGGGCACAGCGCAGGGGGGCACGAGGGCCUCUGACAAGCACUCUGCAGAGCCCCAGCCUUGAGGCUUUCACAACAAAUAUUGUCUUUCAAAGCUGAACAGUUAGCAAAUAGUUUCAGGAUAUUUAUUUCCUGCUCAAAAUGUAGUAAAUGUCUUUGGGGAGAAAAAAAAAAAGUUCAACUCAGACGUUAGUUUAGCUAAGAGAGCUCUUAGUCUCUGCUGGUGUUGGAAUUCCUCAAUUCAUUAUCAGCUGGCUGCCUGGAUUUUGGCUAGUUUGUAGAACCCAAUGAUAUUCCAUAAACAGGGAGAAGGCAUUUCUCUUUACAUCUGAAUAUAGACCUCUCAAAGGUCUUCUGAUUUUGAUGCCCAUUGUUGAAGUAAUGCAGCUCCUUCUGCUGGACUUAGCCACAUUACAAGUAGAGAAAUUUUCUGUUUCCAAGCCAGAAACAGUUUUCUGUUUGCUAAAUCUGCUUCAGGAGGUGUGUGGGGUUGAACAUGACUAUGUUCUGGUCUUUGCUACCAUGUGAGGAAAAAUUAUGCUAAUAGAAGGUGAUUUAAACACAGACAGAAAAACCCUUGGAAGAUAAAAGCCAAUAUAAUAUUUUUUUCCCCAAGGGAAAAUGAUCCUAUUUGCAAAAUCAAAUUCCAAAAUAUUUUGCAGAAUUUGAAAAAAGUAUUGAGUAUGAUUAGAGCUCAUAAAUGGAACACAAAUAUAUUUCUUCCCUCUGCUUUUGGAGACUCAGUAUGAAAAGUAGCAACUGGCUUGUGUUUCUAUAUAAAAAGGGGUCUCGCUAUCCAUGUGAAUUUUGUAAAUAGCAUUCCACUGAUUAUCUUAGUCUGUCUAAAACAGGCUCUAUCCAUCUCACCUGACAGAUUGAGUACACUGUUAAUAGUGACAUAUAUUUAAAGACCACAUGUUAAUAGGCAAAGGCAGUGCUGGGAGAAGAGGAAGCCUAAGUCUUAGGCACAUGGCUAAUGCAAUUAACAAAGAACACAUUGACCUAAAUACCAUUUUUAUCACUAGAGGCAGAGACCAACUAAUAAUAUAACAGAGUGGGAUGGCAAGAAAUAUAAGAGAAGUUCAGGCCCUCUUCUGAAUGUG
This is a messenger RNA of Passer montanus (Eurasian tree sparrow), 2929 nucleotides long. RefSeq names its product putative threonine dehydratase. The record is from RefSeq and is a predicted model, not a curated record. The coding region runs from base 204 to 1829 and encodes 541 amino acids. NCBI's taxonomy places the organism in Eukaryota, Metazoa, Chordata, Aves, Passeriformes, Passeridae. Gene Ontology annotation, biological process: L-threonine catabolic process; L-serine catabolic process. Gene Ontology annotation, molecular function: threonine deaminase activity; L-serine ammonia-lyase activity. The transcript has 11 exons.